Molecule: messenger RNA, 705 nt
Organism: Cylindrotheca closterium
Lineage: Eukaryota; Bacillariophyta; Bacillariophyceae; Bacillariales; Bacillariaceae
Source: the annotation of a GenBank genome assembly
AUGAAGACGAAAGUGUGGCUUUCCACAGUGUUCACACUGAUCCUUCAGCCCAUCGGGAUUCAUGGAUUCGCAUCUCACGAUAUCACGACAAGAAUAAGCAACAAAAAACCAUUGCUGUUUGCUUACUACAACAACAGAGGCGAUGCCUUCUUUCCUCAAGAGGACAUGGAAUUGUUGCACGACCGAAUUCGAACUCUCAAGGUGUCAAUUCUGGAAGACGAACUGAAGCGCCCACCUAAUACAUCGACGUCGCCGACCGAACUGGUGCAAAAUAUCAUACAGGGCUUGUUGCAUCCAUUUGACCCUCUGCCGGACGCUGGUUUUCGUCUCAUUCUACGAACGGCCACGAAAAAGUGGAAACGAAGAAUCUUGCACUCGGUCGGAGCGAACGAUGACGCCGACGCGGAGAUUGUCGCUUCUGCACUUGGCGCUGCUAUUGGACGCCCAGACAACCAAUUCGCAAUUCUAGUCGGAGAAGGAGAGAACUUCACUGUAGAAUUGUCAGAGCCGUUGAAUUUUGGCGACGAAUGUUGGUUGGAAUGUAGAUUGCGAGACAAGAAUACGUCCAAGCUCCUUGUAAUUACAGGUUGGAACUUGGUCUUGGAAGAUGGUAUGUGGCUUGUUGACAAUAUAGAUUGGCAAGACUUUCGAGAAAGUUUUAGGCCAGGAAUAGGUCGAGAGGAAUGGAUGCGAGAUACCUGGUAG